AUCAAGAGACCCUCUUGAAUGCUGCAUAAUUUAAUGGUCAACAAUUGAAAUGAUUAAUUAACCGGAGAUUUCAAUGUCGUUUCUCUUACUUCUCCAAUGCUGAAAAUUCACAGCGAGACAUACUAAGAAAUCUGGUUUUCUACUUUUGAGCUUUGAAGAUGAUUGCGAGCUCUUUUUCCGCACCAAUGUCCUGCAAUUUAAUGCUAGCUUCGAGUUAUUCGCAAUUUAACCAGCAUAGGUUGAUCAGCUGCCGGUUUUUCUUCGACAGAGGUGGCAGAUUCGUUAGCAGAAGUCAACGAGUUUACUGCGGGUCUGAGAUAAAUGAUGUGCAGAUCAGAAAGUUUGCUCCUGUUUUGGAAUGUGAAAUAGCAUCAGGAAAUGGGAUCCUACAAUCUAAUGAGUGGAAAACAGUUCCUGAUAUUUGGAGAACAUGUGCUGAAAAAUUUGGUGAUCGUGUAGCACUGGUGGAUCACUAUCAUAACCCUCCAACAAAUAUGACUUAUAAUCAGCUAGAGCAAGAAAUUUUGAAUUUCUGUGAAGGCUUAAGGGUCAUUGGAUUGAAAGCAGAGGAAAAGCUCGCCCUCUUUGCUGAUAAUUCAUGCCGGUGGCUUGUUUCAGACCAAGGUAUUAUGGCCACUGGAGCAGUCAAUGUUGUCAGAGGUACAAGGUCAUCCGUUGAAGAGCUUUUGCAGAUAUACAACCACUCUGAUAGUGUUGCUCUUGUGGUGGAUAAUCCUGAACUGUAUAAACGGAUUUCAGAGGCCUUCUGCUUCCGAGCCACUGUAAGGUUUAUCAUUUUGCUUUGGGGAGAGAAGACAAACAUAACCAGUGAAGCUGCACCGGAGGUUCCUAUAUAUACUUAUCAGGAGAUAAUAGAUAUGGGUUGUCAAAGUCAUGAAGCUUUACGCCAUUCUGGAGAUGCUAGGACAAAAUUUACUUAUGAAACUAUAAGGUCUGAUGAUAUUGCUACACUUAUAUAUACAAGUGGGACAACUGGGAAUCCUAAAGGUGUUAUGCUUACGCACAAGAAUCUGCUGCACCAGGUUGGAAGCUUCUGGGACAUUCUGCCAGCUGUUCCUGGGGAUAGAUUUCUGAGCAUGCUUCCACCUUGGCAUGCAUAUGAACGAGCUGCUGAGUAUUUCAUAUUUACUCUUGGAAUUGAGCAAGUAUAUACAACAGUCAAGAACCUAAAGGAUGAUUUGUACCGUUAUCAACCUCAUUUUGUAAUUUCUGUUCCCUUGGUAUAUGAAACACUUUACAGUGCAAUCCAGAAGCAGAUCAGAACAAGUUCUGUUGUUCGUAAAGUUGUUGCUCUUUUAUUCCUAAAGAUCAGUUUCACAUACAUGGAGGCAAGAAGAAUUUAUGAGGGGAAAUGUCUGACCAGAAAUCUUGAACAACCUUCCCACGUUUCUGCAGUGUUUGACUGGUUAUGGGCAAGGAUCAUUGCUUUAAUAUUGUGGCCACUACAUACAUUAGCAAAGAAAAUUGUCUAUAGUAAGAUUCAUUCCGCGAUUGGAAUUUCAAAGGCUGGCAUAAGUGGAGGCGGCAGCUUGCCCCCACAUGUUGACAGGUUCUUUGAGGCAAUUGGAGUAACAGUUCAAAAUGGAUAUGGCCUAACAGAAGCGUCACCUGUUGUAGCAGCUCGAAGACCAAACUGUAACGUAAGCAACAUGAUUCUUGCACUAGAAACAACUGAACUGUUAAGAUUUCUAGUUUAUAGAGGAUUAUCUCUUGUUAUUGGCUGGAUUUGUCCUCCUCAUUCUAUAGGUCGAAGCCGUCGAUCUAGUGGUGUUAUUGUUCUAGAAGGACGUGCAAAAGAUACAAUAGUCCUUUUGACAGGUGAAAAUGUGGAGCCGGCAGAGAUUGAGGAAGCUGCUAUGAGAAGUAACCUUAUUCAACAGAUUGUCGUCAUCGGCCAGGAUCGACGACGACUUGGAGCUAUUAUUGUCCCUAACAAAGAAGAAACCCUGUCACAAGCUAAAAAGCUGGCUAUAGUGGAAGCUGAUGCUGUAGAGCUUAGCAAGAUGCAACAGAUUAAUCUACUGCACGAGGAAUUGAGAAAAUGGACCUUGGACUGUUCGUUCCAAGUUGGACCAAUCCUGGUGGUUGAUGAUCCGUUCACGAUUGAUAGUGGUUUAAUGACUCCUACGAUGAAAAUUCGAAGAGAUCGAGUCGUGUCUUUGUACCAAGAGCAGAUAGACAACUUGUACAAAGGAAUUGCCUAAAAGAAUUGGAUUUUGCUAUGUACUUAUAGCUGUGUGUGCGUGUGUCAGUGUGUGUGGUACUGUGGUAGAGUGAGAGAGACAGAGAGUCAGGGACCUCAGCCUUCUGGACUGGUCUCAGAGGGAAGAAGAUCAGAGACAUAAUCAGAAGAAUUUGUAAGAAUGCUUCUGCUUCAAACUGACAAAGUAUGUUGUGAGUGUGUCAUAGUAAAGAACAUUCUCCAAAAUAACUGGAGUUGCUAAUAAAAUGUUGUGAUGCAUCUGCUGCAAUAGUUUCGACUCUGUAUGUAAUUUUGACACAGAAGACCUAGUCAUAAACUAAA
This is a messenger RNA of Salvia splendens (bonfire salvia), 2545 nucleotides long. Its product is annotated as probable acyl-activating enzyme 16, chloroplastic. Gene Ontology annotation, biological process: fatty acid elongation. Gene Ontology annotation, cellular component: chloroplast. Bases 159 to 2225 code for a protein of 688 amino acids. The transcript has 17 exons. Gene Ontology annotation, molecular function: long-chain fatty acid [acyl-carrier-protein] ligase activity. Lineage: Eukaryota; Viridiplantae; Streptophyta; Magnoliopsida; Lamiales; Lamiaceae. The record is from RefSeq and is a predicted model, not a curated record.